UCCACCGCAAGCAGCAGCAAACCAGACCAGCAGAUCAGUGACUGUCUUUUCAGAAUACGACCCCGUGUCGAACGGACACGCAUAAUACGUAGAAUUAUUGCAGAAGGCGCAGUGCUGAAGUGCGAAAAAAUAGGAACACCUCUGAAAGUCCCGUUUCGAGCUCUAUUGCGUAGCAUCGCGAGUGCGUGAAGUUGGUAUCCAUUUCGACAGUGUACAUCAUUGUUCGCGUAUUGUGGCAAAAGUGAGAAUCGAUUUCGACACCCCAACCCGAGGUUUCACGUAAUAGCUGGGGAGUGCAUUUUGGUACCAUUUUUGUGGUGCAGCACUUCCGUCAGCACACUUCAGAAAUCAGAGAAAAUAGGAAGUCUUUGUCUCCGGAAGAUAAAGUUUCUUUCCACUGGGAAUAAUUCGCGCAUAGUGUUAUUUGGAAGAAGAUAGUUUUGAAAUCUCAGUGCAAAAUAGUGUGCUGCUGGACAACGAGAGAAAAUUAGCUCAAAGGUGAAACUACAUCAGCAGCGGGGAGCAAGUAAGCAGCUGAGCAAAACAAAUUAUUUUGCAAAUUUUAAAACGUCACAAAGUUUUUGGAUUGACGAGCCAGCUAGGAAAAAGAUGUCCUCACGGUACGACUUGAACGCACCGGUACCCGGUAUGGCACCGGUCUCAUUGCCCCGAGAUCAAAGGCGACCUGUUCCCGACGAUGAUCUUCUGACUGCCGUUGAAGCCGAUUACACGAUCCGCAAACGUCGCGUUUGGUCCCCAGAAGAGGAUGACUCGCUGGCUUCGGAAGACAUCGACCUGCUCGAUGAUGACGACGAACUGGAGGAAGAGGAAGACGAUGGUGUCGGUUGCCCGCUGCCAUCUACGCCAGAGGACACCCAGCUGCUAGAAGCGGAAAUGACUGAAGUGCUCAAGGCCGGAGUCCUGUCGGACGAAAUCGAUUUGGGAGCACUGGCUCACAAUGCGGCCGAACAGGCAGAGGAGUUUGUCCGCAAGGUGUGGGAGGCGUCGUGGAAGGUGUGUCACUUCAAGCAUCUUCCCGCAUGGCUUCAAGACAACGACUUUCUGCACAAAGGUCAUCGGCCGCCCCUGCCCUCCUUUAGUGCGUGCUUCAAAUCUAUAUUCCGCAUUCACACCGAAACCGGCAACAUUUGGACGCAUCUGCUGGGCUGCGUGAUGUUCAUCGGAGUGGCUGCCUACUUCCUCACUCGGCCAUCGUUCGAGAUUCAAUUGCAGGAAAAGCUGAUCUUUUUGUCGUUUUUCAUAGGUGCGAUCGUGUGCUUGGGCUGUUCAUUCGCUUUUCACACGCUAUGCUGUCACUCGGAGAUGGUGGGAAAACUAUUUUCGAAACUGGACUACUGUGGAAUCGCCUUGCUGAUCAUGGGUUCGUUCGUUCCUUGGCUGUACUAUGGCUUCUACUGCCACUACAAACAUAAGAUGAUCUACUUAACCGUCGUAAUCGUGCUGGGCGUAACAUCGAUCAUCACCUCCCUGUGGGAUAAGUUCUCCCAGCCGAACCUGAGACCAUUGCGUGCGGGUGUCUUCAUGAGCUUCGGAUUGUCUGGCAUCAUUCCGGCCAUCCACUAUGUCCUGAUGGAAGGUUGGUUUAGCAAAAUCUCUCAAGCCAGCCUCGGUUGGUUGAUCCUGAUGGGCUUGCUGUACAUUCUGGGAGCACUGUUCUACGCGCUGCGAGUGCCUGAACGAUGGUUCCCCGGAAAGUGUGACAUUUGGUUCCAAUCGCAUCAGAUUUUCCACGUGCUGGUUCUAGUGGCAGCAUUCGUGCACUACCACGGCAUCAGUGAAAUGGCCAUGUACCGAGUAACUGUCGGCGAAUGCGACAUCCCUCACCAGCAUCCAGCGAUCAGUUUUUGAGGCUCUUCCUUUGUCUAAAAUAAAAUCUAGAUGAGUAAUGAAAAAGCCUGAUUCUGUACUACCAAACCGACUUCGUUUUAAUUCCAUUUUGGAUGAACACGGUUCUCUUCAAGGAACUAUAUAAUAAUGCGAACAAGUUAUAACUCAUUUAUGUAUGUAUUUUGUGUCGUCAUGAUGCAAAAACGUGAAAUAUCAAAGAAUAGUUUUUUUUGUUUUGUUUAAAUAUUUGUUUAUAGAUUUCUAGAUUGUUCACGAAUUAAACCAUUUCACAUUCACUGUUUACUUGAUACCCUUGUUCACUUUCUAUGCUGUCAUUAUUUGAAACAUAAAAGUGAAUCAAUUGGAAAGCAACACAGAGAAUACUGAAAUUGUCGGAAGUACAUGAUUAUUUAACGCGAGAUGGCUUUAGCAGUACCUUUUCAAUUUAAACAAAAAUCGAAUCCAAUUUUUAUUGCACAGUAAAUCAGUAUGAGCUACAGUUGGAGAAACUGAGAAUGGAAAGGAUAGAUCCACUUAAUAAAUUACACACUAUUUGUGCAAGAAAAAAACACACAGACGUACAUAUAAUUAUAUUGAUAAAUAGAAAAGAGGUAAGAUAAUUAAAUAACGACAGAAAAAAAAAAUCAGCAGGAUAACUCAAAAAGAGAAAUAAAGAAGAACAACUAACAGAACCACAUAGAAUCAAACCUAUAUGUGAAAACAAGAAGCAAAACCAUAAGAGAGUAAAAACAAUGCAAAAUUCUUGUUAAGUAUAAUUUAUUCACACGUACUGCUGAUGAGUAGUAGCAGAAAUAUUACAAAACAAUAAAAAAUGGUGAAUGUGCUAUGAAAAACA
Molecule: messenger RNA, 2704 nt
Organism: Armigeres subalbatus
Lineage: Eukaryota; Metazoa; Arthropoda; Insecta; Diptera; Culicidae
Gene: AdipoR
Product: adiponectin receptor protein
Exons: 5
Coding region: 610-1869 (419 amino acids)
Biological process (GO): adiponectin-activated signaling pathway
Cellular component (GO): plasma membrane
Molecular function (GO): signaling receptor activity
Source: RefSeq, a predicted model, not a curated record